Messenger RNA from Postia placenta MAD-698-R-SB12, 593 nucleotides. RefSeq lists its product as hypothetical. The transcript has 9 exons. The record is from RefSeq and is a predicted model, not a curated record. Gene Ontology annotation, molecular function: fatty acyl-CoA hydrolase activity. Bases 16 to 519 code for a protein of 167 amino acids. Lineage: Eukaryota; Fungi; Basidiomycota; Agaricomycetes; Polyporales; Adustoporiaceae.
GUGUACUUUGCACAGAUGGCAGCUUGUAUGCGCUUUACCAGACGCGUCUGGAAGUCAUUCGUAGACAACAAGGGACACGACCAGCAGUGCUUCCCUAAUCUCAAGAUCCUCGAGGCGAAGCCUGGCCUCCUCCGCGCGUCGCUCAAGAUCGAACCCUACAACUUGAACCGGGUCGGAACGGUCCAUGGCGGCCUUAUCAUGUCCUUGACUGAUACUGCGGGCUCGCUGGCGGUGGCGACAAAGGGUCAAUUCCUGACAGGUGUGUCUGUCGACAUCGGCACAUCAUUCGUAAAGCCGGGGGGCCGCGCCGGUGACGAGCUUACCGUCAGCGCUGUUGUAACGGGGAUGGGGCGUUCGCUUGCAUACACGCGCGUCGAGUUCGUCAACGCGGCCGGACAGCUUGCAGCCUAUGGUCAUCAUACCAAGUACAUCGGCAAGUCUGCAGGGCAUGAGAACGACGUCAAAUUCUCCGACGAUGGCGAGACAGUCAUCGAGGGCAAGGACGUCGAUGUCGACUAGAUGCCAGGGAAUGACGCUAUCUAAUGGAUGUGCUACAUCUGUAUGUGGGCCUGGAUAGAAGUUCUUCCGUAAAG